UCGCCUAGCAACCGCUGUGGUCACACAGGUUGCUGCUAAAACCCUGGGAUACCAGAGGAGAGAAACGAGGCAAAUGUCCACUGACCUGUACCGGCGCAGACAAUAAAUUACCUGUCACUGGAAAGUUUUGCUUAUAAAGAUUGUUUCACCUCUUUAAUUUUGAAUUACAAAAAAUGUAAAACGGUGCUUUGUUCACUCGGGUUUGUGAGUCAUUCAUAGGCUUGCGAGAAUAAACAAAGCCAACUCAAACUCUACAAGAUGCACAAACUGGAUGAUCUGGUGGAUUCGAAAGAGGCGUCUAUACUUGCGCGAAGAAGAGAUGAAGAAGUUCAGAGGCAGAAUAGAAUUUUUAAUACCAGAGUCAGAACAAUUGGGAUUGAUCAGCAGGCAUUGGAUGCCCAAAUCCAAGAUAGGAAAAUUCAGGACGAGACCGAGGCUAGAAAACACAUUGCCUUUGCUAAAGAUUUGAUUCGACAUGACCAAACAAUGUGCCUCUUCGAUGAUCGGCACAAACAUGAAGUUAUUAACAUAAACAAGGCUGUUUCUGAAUACCGUAUAUGCUAUCAGAAGCCUGAAACACGUCGUGAGUUUGAUCUGAAUGAUCCGCAAGCCUUAAAAAAAGAUGUUCCUGCCCGAAUUUCAGACACUGAUCCUCGCUGCACUGUAUCUAGCAUUCAGAAGUUUACUGGGGAAGACAUAAAUCAACAAGAAAGGAUUAGACGUCAACAGGAACAAAUCAGGGAAUGGUCACUUGCACAGCAAAACGAAUUGAAGAAUGCUUUGGAAGACCAGAAGUUUGCAAAUAGAUUGUAUGAUAACACCAGAAUAACUUUGGACCGAAGAAUUUGUGACUUGCAACAAAUGGAAGAAGACACAAGGAGAGCUGUUACUAUAACAACCAAAGAUUUUAAUUGGGCCCAGGCAACUGAAAAGGCUGCAAGACAAAAGCUGGAAAAGCAACAAGAGCAAGAAGAUAAUUUAGUUGAAAUUGAAAAUCUUCUUCACAGUGAUUUGCUAACAGAAAACCCAAAACAGGCAACCAGUGCUUUUGGACCAAAUCAUGUUAUUGUACAUCGCUGGAAAGGAAUGACACAAGAUCAAAUAGAUGAUGUCAUUCGAAGACAGAAGCAACAAGUCCAGGAAAGAAAGAGACUGGAGGAAGAAGAACGCCAGGUUAAUGCAGAAUGGGACAGGCGACGGAUCAAUGAUGCCCGAGCAGCUGUGCUUCUUGAACGGCAUCAGAAGCGAGUACAGAGGCAGCUCCGGAAAGCUGUGGAUUGCCAGAACAUGCUGCUGUGUAAGGACCAUAAAGAACGGGAGAGAUUUUUGAAAAAUGAAGUCUACGUGAAUGUUCCAACUGCUAAAUAUUUUGAACAGUUCAACACAACCAGCCGCUAAAAUGGAAGAAAAUGUUGACAUUUGCUACACACGUAUAUAUUUAAAAGACCGAUUUAGAUUUGUUUCUUAUAAAUCAUACUUUGCUGUUAAAAACAAAUACUCAAAUUUAGCAUUUGAAUGGUUUGCCAUAUUAACCAGAGAUAACAGAAAAAAAUUGAACGGCUGCUGUUAUUUUGUUGUUUUCCAUAUGAUAUUUGGAAACUUUUAAUACCACAAAUAAAAACUUUUAAUUUAACUUUUGGAAAUCA
Molecule: messenger RNA, 1646 nt
Organism: Amblyraja radiata (thorny skate)
Lineage: Eukaryota; Metazoa; Chordata; Chondrichthyes; Rajiformes; Rajidae
Product: RIB43A-like with coiled-coils protein 2
Exons: 7
Coding region: 259-1398 (379 amino acids)
Source: RefSeq, a predicted model, not a curated record